This is a messenger RNA of Anoplophora glabripennis (Asian longhorned beetle), 1317 nucleotides long. RefSeq names its product 2-oxoisovalerate dehydrogenase subunit alpha, mitochondrial (gene BckdhA). Lineage: Eukaryota; Metazoa; Arthropoda; Insecta; Coleoptera; Cerambycidae. Gene Ontology annotation, biological process: branched-chain amino acid catabolic process. The transcript is spliced from 3 exons. The coding region runs from base 113 to 1201 and encodes 362 amino acids. The record is from RefSeq and is a predicted model, not a curated record. Gene Ontology annotation, molecular function: oxidoreductase activity, acting on the aldehyde or oxo group of donors, disulfide as acceptor.
GUGUCUGCUCUCGACUGAUGCUCCAUUUUUUCCUGGUGCAAAAACAACAUGGACUCAAACUUUACAAUUUAUAGAAAAAAACACUUAUCAACCCAUACCUGUAUACAGAGUUAUGGAUCGCCAAGGAAACAUAAUAAGUAAAGAUGAGGACCCGAAACUAUCAGACAAAGUUAUUAUAAAAAUGUACAAAGAAAUGACUUUAUUAAAUGUUCUGGACAAAAUAUUGUAUGAAUCUCAGAGGCAAGGAAGAAUAUCAUUUUAUAUGACAAAUUACGGAGAAGAGGCUACACACAUAGGAAGUGCAGCUGCAUUAAAUAAUAAUGAUAUAGUAUACGGCCAAUACAGAGAAGCUGGAGUACUUUUGUGGAGGGGUUUCACUUUACAGGAAUUAAUUGACCAAUGUUAUGGAAAUAAAGACGAUACUGGUAAAGGAAAGCAAAUGCCUAUCCACUAUGGCAGUAAAAAACUAAAUUUUGUAACAAUUUCAAGUCCACUUGGCACACAAAUACCGCAAGCAGUAGGUUCAGCCUUCGCCUUGAAAGGAAUGCACAAAGUUGUCAUAUGUUAUUUUGGUGAUGGUGCAGCUUCUGAAGGAGAUGCCCAUGCAGCUUUUAACUUUGCUGCCACUUUAGAAUGCCCCACAAUUUUUUUCUGUAGGAAUAAUGGAUAUGCUAUAUCAACUCCAGUAGACGAACAAUACAGGGGUGAUGGAAUAGCUGCAAGAGGACCGUCUUACGGAAUGCAUACACUCAGAGUUGAUGGAAAUGAUGUUUUUGCGGUAUAUAACGCAACUAAAAAAGCAAAGGAAUAUGCAGUUAAUGAAAAUAAACCUGUACUUAUAGAAGCCCUGACUUAUAGAGUUGGAGACCAUUCAACAUCUGACGAUAGUUCAGCGUAUAGGUCUCCUGAAGAAGUAACGUUAUGGGCAACAAAUGAUUAUCCUACAAAUAAGCUGAGGUACUAUAUGGAAACUAAAGGAAUAUGGAAUGAAGAAUUAGAAGAAAGAUGGUUACAACAAGCCAGAAAGGACAUUCUAGCAGCAUUUAAUGCUGGCGAGAAAAAACUUAAGCCAAAAUGGACUGAAAUGUUUGAAGAAGUUUAUAAAUAUAUGCCAACAAAUAUAAAGAAACAACAAUAUGAAAUGGUGGAACACGUUAAAAAAUAUAAAGAACAUUACCCUGUUGAAAAAUUUGAAACAUAAAUUAGAAAAAUUAUAAUUUUAUAUUAUUUUGUUAAUUCAGAAUUAUGUUUUUAGAACUUAUAAUUAAUGAAUUGUGGGCAACAAUUAAAAUAAAUAUAGAUCUUUUUUAAUUUUUA